AUGUCCAGCCCAGAUCAAAAGCGUCUAUGGCAUACGGAACAUCAGAUCUACGAUAAAUAUCUCACCCAGCCUCCCUACAGCAAUAAACUAGGCCAGCAUUUUUUUGACGUGCUAGCGAAGCGGCUUGACGAAUUCCCUACCACCGAGUGGACUACUAUCAACCUUUUCAACUUUAUAAGAUAUACUAUACCUGAGUGUGCCGUUAACACCAUGUUUGGACCUCGAAUGCUUGAACUUAACCCAGGCCUUGUUGAUGCUCUCUGGGACGUAGAUGCCAACCUUGGGAAGUUAGUCUGGGGUUUACCUAGCUUUAUUACCCCUCGGCCGUAUAAGAUGCGAGAUAAACUGCGUGCCAUGAUGGCGAAGUACCUUAACGCUGCAUGGGCUAAUUUUGACUGGAAUGGGCCUGAUGCAGAUUCAGACUGGGACGUUCACUUCGGUGCACGAGUUUCUCGGGAGAUAGCAAUAUGGAUGAAAGAAAACGACCUCUCGAUCGAAACUGCCUCCGGCCACACCAUGGCGAGGUUGUUUGGAAUCAAUGGAAACAGUGUCCCGUCGGUGACGUGGGCCAUAAUGGAAUCUCUGCAGAGACCUGGGCUUCUACAAGAUUUACAAGUCGAAGCUCAAAAAGCCAUUACGGUUGACGCAAAUACCGGAGAACGCCACAUUAAUACGCAAAAGCUUCUCGCAUCACCAUUAUUCCAGGCCAUCUUCCAAGAGACCUUACGCAUGCACACAUCAUUUAUGCUAACACGAGAGGCUCGGGAACCUAUUUCCAUUGGUGGCUAUCGUAUAGAAAAGGGGUCGCUAAUACAGGCUCCCACGGACGUAGCUCACUAUGAAGAGGCUGUUUGGGCUAUCAACGGCCACCCAGCGUCAGAGUUCUGGCCGGGGAGGCAUAUUCGGCUAGUGGAAGGGAAAGAUGAAUCCGGAAACCCUACCAUGCAGCCAGAAUUCUUCGCAAAGGCUCGUCCUAGUUCAUUCUUUCCAUUCGGAGGAGGUAAUGUGGUCUGCCCUGGGCGGCACUUUGCGAGGCAACAAAUCAUCAUGGGCCUGGCUAUCAUAGUGUCUAAAUUCGAUAUAGAAUUCAUCGAGUGGACAACUUUGGACGGCAAGAAGUCUGACCGGCCACCAAGAAACAGUAAAGACUUCGCCGGCACGGUAUCAACGCCCCCGGACCGGGAUAUGAAGAUUCGGUGGAAGAGGCGUUGGUAG
Molecule: messenger RNA, 1215 nt
Organism: Daldinia childiae
Lineage: Eukaryota; Fungi; Ascomycota; Sordariomycetes; Xylariales; Hypoxylaceae
Product: Cholesterol 7-alpha-monooxygenase
Exons: 3
Coding region: 1-1215 (404 amino acids)
Molecular function (GO): steroid hydroxylase activity; iron ion binding; oxidoreductase activity, acting on paired donors, with incorporation or reduction of molecular oxygen
Source: RefSeq, a predicted model, not a curated record